Molecule: messenger RNA, 780 nt
Organism: Penicillium egyptiacum
Lineage: Eukaryota; Fungi; Ascomycota; Eurotiomycetes; Eurotiales; Aspergillaceae
Source: the annotation of a GenBank genome assembly
AUGGAUGGCCUUGAGGUGGCUCCGGAGCAACGCAAGGCUGGGAAAUAUGACAGCGGACUUGAAGUAGUCCCUCACAUGGAAAAAGAAGUCCGAAGGGAUACUGCGGGCUUACACUACGUUUCCGGACCAACAAGUGCAAACCCUGGCAUAAUUGAAGAUGGUUCGCCCGAACCGAAGUCUCCAAAGGAGCGCAAGAGGAUAUGCGGCGUGACGUCCACGAUCUUCUGGUUGUUGGUAGUAGGUAUUGCGAUUGUGGUCAUUGGUGGUGCUGUUGGGGGUGGUGUGGGAGGAUCGAUGGCGAACAGAAAAACCCCUGCCAAGCCAAGUAACCCGGAUCUCAAUGCCACUUCUACAACCUCAUCUACCGAUACAACCACUGCAUCAACCACAUCCUCCGGCCCUGUUACAACGGGAACAGUAGGCCUCGCAGGAAACCCGUGUCCCCGAUCAAACUUGACAACAGAGGCGGGGUCUGAUGGGUCGAUAUUUAAAUUGCUGUGUGCUGUUGACUGGCCAAGCGGGGGCGAGGCGGCAUCCGGCAACGGAAAAGUGCAAGAUUUGAGCAUUGAAACCGAGUAUACGUUGAAGGCCUGCAUUCGUCAAUGUUCAGAUUGGAAUAAGGAUGAGUCAAACAACCAGAAAUGCAAAGGAGUCGUUUAUUCUGCAAAUUUGACGGCUUCCUUCGGGGGUGGACAAGGGGGCAAUUGUUUCUUGAAAAGUAAGGUCGGCAAAUAUUUCCCUAAUGCUGAUACUUCUGUGGCCGCGGGGAUCAUUGGCUGA